AUGUUCACUACCAGACUUUUUGCAAAGACUUUGCCAAAGUUUGCCAAGCCAACCUUGACUGCCAGAGCUAUGUCUACUGGACUGUCCGACUUCCCAGAUCUCUUGAAGGUUAAUUAUCAUGAGGAAUUUGACCAAGGUCUCACCGAUGCUGAAAAGGCUAAGAUGAAGAGGGUUGACAUCUACAGAUCAAACCCAAGCGAUCCCGAAGAUAUCCCAAAAUACGUUACUUACUACAUCAACAGAGAUGAAUGCGGCCCAAUGUUCUUGGAUGCUCUCAUCAAAGUCAAGGAUGAGAUAGACCCAACCCUAUCUUUCAGAAGAUCAUGCAGAGAGGGAAUUUGUGGAUCAUGCGCUAUGAAUAUGGACGGAAGACACCACCUCGCCUGUCUGUGCUCUCUUCCAGAUAAUAAUGAAAAGAGUGUAAUUUCUCCUCUCAUGGGAAUGUUCGUCCUCAAAGACUUGGUUGUAGACAUGACUCAUUUCUAUGCCCAGUAUAAAUCAAUCGACCCAUAUUUGAAGAGAAAGACACCCAAAAAGGAAGGAGAGAAAGAGUAUUACCAGAGUAUCGAAGACAGGAAGAAGCUUGAUGGACUCUAUGAAUGUGUGCUCUGUGCAUGCUGCUCAACCUCAUGCCCAAGCUACUGGUGGCAUCCACAGGAAUACCUUGGACCAGCUGUCCUCAUGCAGGCUUAUAGAUGGGUGAUCGAUUCAAGAGAUGAAUACACAGAGGAAAGACUCGAGGCUAUUGGUGGAGACAUGAAGCUUGAUGAGUGCUACCAGAUCGGUAUCUGCUCACUUGCCUGUCCAAAGCAUUUGAACCCAAGAGAAGCUCUUCAAAGCCUUAAGGAUCUAUACUUAGAACACAAAGAGAAGAAAGAGGCAGAGGAAGGAUUCUAA
This is a messenger RNA of Moneuplotes crassus, 897 nucleotides long. The record is from the annotation of a GenBank genome assembly. Lineage: Eukaryota; Ciliophora; Spirotrichea; Euplotida; Euplotidae.